AUUUCGAAUUCUCUCUCUCUCUCUCUCUCCUGAUUUCAUAACAAAGAAAACCCCCAUCUCUGCAUAUUUCUCUCUCUGCAAAUCACAUAAAUCUGUUCCUUUCUCUCUCUAAAAAUCCUUCUCUCUCUCUCUCACAUGGCUUCACAGUUCGUCUUUCCCCCAAAUCUCCACGCUCUCGAAGACGACUACGACGAUGGUCGCCUCUCGGCCCAGAACCCUCCCACCAUCUCCUCCCUCCGCCCCUCAGAACUCGAAGAAUUCGUGAAAGGUGUGUCGUUCGAUCUCUCAGACAAGGAGCUCUUCUGCAUCGAAGAGCAAGACAUUUUCGAACGGGUUUACUCUCUGGUUAAGGGUUUUGCGAGCCUCACUCCGGCUUGUAAGUUCAAUCUGGUUGAGAGUCUUCGGUCCAAUUUCAGUGUUCUGCUCCCAAAUGUUAACUUGCUUUCGCGGUCGUCUCAAGCUCCCGAGGAUGAUGAUGAUGAGGUUCCUGUACUUGAUCGGGUCGCUUCGCAUCGAAACGCCUUCAAAAUCUACACUUUUUUUCUCUUCCAUAUUGUCCUUGUUGAGGAGUCUAAAAUUAGUUCCAACAACAGUUCCAAGGUGGCGGCAAGUAGUCGGAAGAAACAGCUUGUAAAUUCAUGGAACUGGGAACCCCAGAGGGGUCGGAUACUAAACUUGAUUGCUAAUUCAUUAGAGAUCAACCUAUCCAUGCUCUUUGGAUCAUCAGACCCAGAUGAAAAUUAUUUGUCUUUCAUUGUGAAAAAUGCAUUCUCACUUUUUGAGAAUGGGACUCUGUUAAAAGAUUCAGAAACAAAAACUGCUUUAUGUCGUAUAAUUGGGACUUGUGCCACCAAAUACCACUACAUGGCACAAUCAUGUGCUUCAAUUUUGCACCUCAUUCACAAAUAUGACUUUGUGAUCACCCACUUUGCCGAUGCUGCUGCUGGGGCUGAGAAAAAGUAUGCUGAUGGAAGCCUGGCCACCUCCCUUAUCAGAGAGAUUGGAAGGAUUAACCCGAAAAACUAUGUGAAGGACACAGUUGGGGCUGAAAAUAUUGGUCGUUUUCUUGUGGAGCUUGCUGACAGGCUGCCAAAGUUGAUUUCAACUAAUAUUGGUGUUUUGGUUCCAAACUUUGCUGGUGAAUCUUAUAAGAUCAGGAAUGCCCUUGUUGGGGUUCUGGGGAAGUUGGUUUCUAAGGCAUUUAAGGAUGUUGAGGGUGAAGUGAGUUCCAAAUCCAUUCGCCUUCGAACUAAGCAAGCAAUGUUGGAGAUUUUGGUGGAAAGGUGCCGAGAUGUUUCAGCCUACACCAGGAGUCGGGUUCUUCAAGUUUGGGGUGAACUAUGUGAAGAACAUUCCAUACCAAUUGGUUUGUGGAACGAGGUUGCAGCAGUAGCAGCUGGAAGGUUGGAGGACAAGAGCGCAAUUGUUAGAAAGUCAGCAUUAAAUUUACUUAUAAUGAUGUUGCAGCAUAACCCUUUUGGUCCACAAAUUCGAAUAGCUUCUUUUGAAGCAACCUUGGAGCAGUACAGGAAGAAGUUAAAUGAGCUAGAACCAAAUGCCGCUUCAGAGACUGUUUUGGAUGGCAUAUCAUCAGAUAAUGAUACUUGCAAUGGAGAUGGUGAAGUUGAUAAUGUAGAUGCAGAAGUUGUGUCCAAGGAGCAGCAAGAUAGUCUAACUGAUAGCUGUUUGCCUGAUAUAGAAGAUGGGAUUAAUCAGAAGGAUAGUUCUGUGCCAGAUCUGGGGAAUUUGGAGCAAACCAGGGCCUUGGUUGCGUCACUAGAGGCAGGCUUGAGGUUUUCCAAAUGUGUAUCUGCCACAAUGCCAACCCUUGUUCAACUGAUGGCUUCAUCUUCUGCAACUGAUGUGGAAAACACAAUUCUAUUAUUAAUGAGGUGCAAGCAGUUCCAAAUUGAUGGCUCAGAAGCCUGCCUCCGCAAGAUGUUGCCACUGGUAUUUUCACAGGACAAAUCCAUUUAUGAAGCUGUGGAGAAUGCAUUCAUCACAAUAUAUAUAAGGAAGAUUCCAGUAGAAACUGCUAAAAACCUUUUAUAUCUUGCUAUAGAUUCAAACAUUGGUGAUCUUGCAGCUCUGGAGUUCAUAGUUGGUGCCUUGGUAUCCAAAGGUGAUAUAACUGCAAGCACGAUAUCAGCAUUAUGGGAUUUCUUUUGCUUUAAUGUUAGUGGAACCACGGCAGAGCAAAGCCGGGGUGCUUUGUCUGUUUUGUGCAUGGCAGCAAAAUCAUCUACUGGGGUUCUUGGUUCGCACUUACAGGACAUCAUUGAUAUUGGGUUUGGUCGUUGGGCAAAAGUGGAACCGUUGCUUGCUAGAACAGCUUGCCUUGCUCUUCAGAGGUUGUCCGAAGAGGACAAGAAAAAAUUGUUGUCAAGUAAUGGCAGCCGAGUGUUUGGUAUUUUAGAAAGUUUAGUCACUGGCUUCUGGCUUCCAGAGAACAUAUGGUAUGCUGCUGCUGAUAAAGCAAUAGCUGCAAUAUUUGCAAUUCAUCCAACUCCUGAAACCUUAGCUGCUGAUCUGGUGAAGAAAUCUCUCAGUUCUGUAUUUAAUUGUUCUGGAGGAGAUGAGUUGGAAAAUGAAAUUGACGGUGGUAACACCAAUGUCCUUACCUCAGUUCAAGUUACAAAACUUAGUAGACAUUUAUUUGUUGUGAGUCAAGUUGCCAUGAACCAAUUGGUAUAUAUUGAAUCUUGUAUGCGGAAGAUCCAAAAAGAGAGAGCAAAGAAAGAAAAAUUGGAAGCUGACAGACAGAAUGGUCAUAAUGAUGUCACAACCAAUGUUGAUAACUCGAAGGACAACGGCAUCAAUGCAGAGUUAGGUCUUGCUGCCUCUGAAGAUGCAAUGCUUGAUACUCUGUCAGAUAGAGCAGAGAAAGAAAUUGUUUCUGGUGGUUCUACUCAGAAGAACUUGAUUGGACAUUGUGCACCUUUUCUGUCAAAACUUUGUAGAAAUUUUAGUUUAAUGCAGAAGUAUCCUGAACUACAAGCAUCGGCAAUGCUUGCUUUAUGUCGAUUUAUGAUUAUUGAUGCAGAUUUUUGUGAUGCAAAUCUCCAGCUUCUCUUCACUGUUGUGGAGAAUGCACCAUCAGAAAUUGUUCGUUCCAAUUGCACUAUUGCUCUUGGAGAUCUGGUAGUUCGUCUUCCUAAUCUAUUAGAACCAUGGACAGAGAAUGUAUAUGCUCGGCUAAGGGAUGCUUCAGUUUCUGUUAGAAAGAAUGCUGUAUUGGUUCUUUCACAUCUCAUUUUAAAUGACAUGAUGAAGGUGAAAGGUUAUAUAAAUGAAAUGGCUAUGUGCUUAGAAGAUGAAGAUGAAAGGAUUUCAAAUCUAGCCAAACUUUUCUUUCACGAGUUGUCUAAGAAAGGAAACAAUCCAAUAUAUAAUUUACUUCCGGAUAUUCUUGGAAAAUUAUCCAAUGAGAACUUGAAGAGAGAGUCUUUCUGCAACAUCAUGCAGUUUUUAAUUGGUUCCAUCAAGAAGGACAAACAAAUGGAGUCUCUCGUUGAGAAGCUUUGCAACAGAUUUAGUGGGGUCACAAAUACUAGGCAAUGGGAAUAUAUAUCCUAUUGCCUCUCUCAGCUGACAUUCACUGAAAAGGGCGUGAAGAAGCUGAUGGAGUUAUUCAAAACAUAUGAACAUGUCCUAUCUGAAGAUUCUGUGAUGGAUAACUUCAGGAAUAUCGUCAACAAGGCGAAGAAGUUUGCCAAACCAGAAAUGAAAUCAUGUAUUGAGGAGUUUGAGGAGAAGCUUGUUAAGUUUCACAUCGAGAAGAAGGAACAAGAACUUACUGCCCAAAAUGCCCAAACUCAUCAACAAAAACUCAGCAGCUUGGAAAAUUUUGUAGUGGCUAAAAAUGGAGAGGAAUGCGCAGAGUCUGAUAUUGUUGGAGAUGAAACAGAUGCCAAUGUCAGUGAUCCAUCUGUGGAAGGGAUGGAUCAGUCCUCACACAAUGUAUCAAAGUCCAAAGUUGAGUUGGAUGAACAUUCUCAGGCUUCCAGUGAGGUGACAGAGUUGGAACCAUGUGAAAAUGAAGUUCAAUCGCCUAUGACUGCCAUUCAUCUAAGAGGCACCUCCAAAUCAAAAGCCAAGAAAUCCAGCAUGAAAGUUCAAAGAGGCAGAAGACAGGUCAAAUAAUUGAUUCUGGCUUUGUUUCUUGUCUAGCAUGUAGUUGAAUUGUGUGUCAGCUGUUUGUUUUUAAAAAAAUAGCUGAUUUCUCUUAAUUACCUUAUUUUCUUCUAGAUUGUUCCCUUUUUCUUCCAAGUUAAUUUUUUCUCUUCUUUUUUUUUUCUCUUUUGAUAUGAAGUGCAAAAUAUAUGUAUAGUGACACUUCACCAUGGUCCAAACAGACAUUGGGGAAUUUUGUAUUUUGGAACUUGUACAUCUUGUACCCGGUUCAUUUUUGUCUCAUUACCAACUUUGUAUGUAUCUAUUAA
Camellia sinensis is the source of this 4442-nucleotide messenger RNA. RefSeq names its product binding protein. Gene Ontology annotation, molecular function: histone binding. Gene Ontology annotation, biological process: mitotic cell cycle; mitotic chromosome condensation; meiotic chromosome condensation. The record is from RefSeq and is a predicted model, not a curated record. Gene Ontology annotation, cellular component: condensed chromosome, centromeric region; nucleus; condensin complex. NCBI's taxonomy places the organism in Eukaryota, Viridiplantae, Streptophyta, Magnoliopsida, Ericales, Theaceae.